Molecule: messenger RNA, 7961 nt
Organism: Monodelphis domestica (gray short-tailed opossum)
Lineage: Eukaryota; Metazoa; Chordata; Mammalia; Didelphimorphia; Didelphidae
Product: structural maintenance of chromosomes protein 6
Biological process (GO): double-strand break repair via homologous recombination
Cellular component (GO): Smc5-Smc6 complex; site of double-strand break; nucleus
Molecular function (GO): damaged DNA binding; single-stranded DNA binding; ATP hydrolysis activity
Source: RefSeq, a predicted model, not a curated record
ACACACACACACACACACACACACACACACACACACACACACACACAGGCGCAGAAAGAAUGCUAUAGCCAUUCAUUCACAGAGGGCGGGGUCGGCGGCUUCGAGAUUGCUGCGCAAGCGUACUCUAAAGUACUGGCCAGGCCCCCCCCCUUCUUCUCCAGUCCUCGCGCAGGCGCAGGAGGCGGCGGCUUGUAGUGGAGUUGCUACUGUAACCCGUUAGAGUCUGGCCCUGUUGCUGCUGGUGGUCUCAGACUGAGCCGUGACAGUAUCCAGCCUCCGGAGCGGGUGCGGGAGACAGAGUCGCAGCUUCGCGUGCCGGUGAGAAAGAGGGGGUCUGUGUGGCGGCGCGAGUGGAGGUCGGAGUCUCCCGGACACUGACCGCUGCAGCCGCCACCGCCGCCGCCGCCCCUGUUGGGGCUUGGCGAUCGCGGGCCCCCUCCCCAGCUCCCUCCCUCGUGCCCUCUUUGUCUGCGGGGCAGUUCCAGUUUCGGGCCUCCCAGGUGGCCGCCGUCUCCCUGGGCCUUGCUGGUGUCGUGCUGCCCCUGCUGCAAGCUGCCCGCCCCUCCCCGCCCCCCUGCCCCCUUGUGGCCGCUAGGCUUGCUGAGCCCGGCCAGUUUCGGACCCCCAGGCUAGCCGCCGCCUUUUUCUGAACCUUGCGGGUCUUCGGGCCUCCCCAGUACCCUCCGGCUCCCUGAACUUGCCAUUUGACAUUUUCGAACUCUCGGGUGCUAGCCGCCUCUGCUAGGGCUUGGCGUUUGCGCUUCCCGCCCCGCCCCUCCAUCCGUGCCCGCCCGGUGCUCAGGGCCUUGCCAAUUUGGGGCCUUCCCGGUGCCCGCCGCAUCCGCUGAACGUUGCCCGUGUCGGGCCUCCCCGGCCCCCCCCCCCCCCCCCAAAGCGGCUGCGUCGCCUCCUGGAGCCGGUCGCCAGGCUCUGAGGUAAGGGCCAGACUUGGCCUUGUCUGUGUCUGCCGGACUAGAGAAGGAAGCUGGGGUUGGCCGCGGCUGCUCGGAGGGGCUGAGAGCGUCCAGGGCUGAAUAGCCAAAGUCAGCAUCGGACUUUGUGGAUCGUGGACUGGACUGGGUCGGGUCGGGUCGGGUCGGGCCUGUACUGUCCGAUCUGGGCGCAGCCCUGGGGGGAAGGGGAGAGGACCAAGUAAUUGAGUUGACUCGGUGGUCGUUGUUGUGAUCGCGGUGGUCGCGGUGGUGGGGGUGUCCGCGUCGGUUGCGUCGGCUUUCCUCUGUCCCUACUGAGAAAUAAAAUGUCUAAGAGAAAAGAGGACGAUUUCCCCCCGGCCACAGAUCAGAAAAGAGCAAGGCCUGGAUGGGACUCUGAUGAUGACCUGGACUUUGACCCCAUUGAGGGGACCUCUCAGGGUGCUGGGGGUCUUCCGAGCAUUGUUAGUUCCCAGGAGCCCACGGGGGAAUAUGGGAUCAUUGAAAGUAUCCAGCUGGAGAACUUUAUGUGCCAUGCCUCGCUGGGGCCUGUGAAAUUUGGACCCAGUGUCAAUUUUGUGGUGGGAUACAGUGGGAAGAGUACAUUGUUAACAGCUCUCGUGGUGGGGCUUGGUGGAAAAUCAUUAGGGACGUCUUUGAAAGAGUUUGUGAAAGAUGGGGAGUCCUCAGCCAACAUCUCAAUCACCUUAAAGAACAAAGGCAUAGAUGCCUUUAAACCAGAGGUUUAUGGGGAGUUAAUCACCGUGCACCAGCACAUCAAUGGGGAUGGCUAUGCGAGUUACCAACUCAAAGACUGUACCGGGAACGUGGUUUCCAAUAAGAAAGCAGAGCUCACUGCCAUUCUUGAGCAUUUUAAGAUCCGAGUAGAUAACCCAGUGUCCAUUUUACCCCAAGAGAUGGGGAGGCAGUUGUUGCGGACCAGAAAUGAAGGGGAAAGAUACAGUUUCUUCCUGAAAGCUACAGAGCUUGAACAGAUGAGAGAAGAGUACUCAGAAAUUUUGGAGAGAAAGGCCAGAAGCCAGCAUCAGAUAGAACAAGGCGAGGAGCAGCUUGAGGAUCUCAAGCGUCAGGGGGUAGAGAUAGAAGAGCAUUUUCAGACGAUGGUUACCCUGGGGAAGACGUUAGAGGACAUGAAACUGGAGAUGACUUGGGCAGUGGUCAGUGAAACUGAAAGACAGCUUGAUGAUAUGAUAAGUAACAUAAAUAUUGGAGACCAGUGUACUAUCAUACUAAAUCAGGAACUGGAGGCCUCAAAGAUCAUAUUUAAUGAAGCCUUAAAGAGGUACACGGCCAUCCAUGAGAAUAUACAAAAGUUAAGUGAGGAAGCCUCCAUCAUAGGGCCCCAGUGCAUUCAAGCAAAAGAGGAUACAAUAAGAACAGACAGGGCCUAUAGUCUGGCGUUGGCUUUCUAUACUUCUGCCCUAAAUGAAUACAGUGAAAUUGAAAAAGUUGCAGGACAGCAUCAAAGCAAACUUGAAAUCCUGAAAUCAGCUGUGGAAAUGGCCGAGCUAGAAAAACAGGAGAAAAUUUCCACGUUGAAGGAAAAGAUCAGGAACUUUAAGGAUCAGGAGGAUUCACUUGUUGAGGAGAUAAAGCAUCUUCAUCAGGCCAUAGAAAGAGAUGAUAAAGAGCAUUCUCGAGUUAGGGAAGAUGUUGUGUAUGUGCAGGAGCUGCUAGACGAUGACCAGUGCCAGCUCAACCGAUUGAAAGACUGUAAAAAUCAGCCACUAAAACUGUUUGGACACCAGAUGCCUGCCCUUAUUGAAGCAUUAGAAGAUGCCCAUAGACAAGGGCAAUUCACUUACAAACCAAUAGGUCCACUGGGAGCUUACCUUCGUCUCCGAGACCCUGAAUAUGCUUUGGCUAUUGAGUGCUGCUUAAAGGGCCUUCUUUUUUCCUUUUUUUGUGACAACCCCAAUGAUGCACAAAUCCUUCAGGAGCUGAUAAAAAGGUUUUAUCCAUUGGGCUGUAAACGACCACAGAUAAUCGUGUCAGCAUUUGACUGUGAGUUGUACGAUGUAACAGACAGAGCCCCUUAUCACCCAGAAUUUCCAACAGCUCUCACGGCUUUAGAAAUAAACGAUGCAGUGGUGACCAAUUCUUUGAUUGACAUGACAGGCAUAGAGUCGGUGCUGCUCAUUAAAAAUAAUGCCAUGGCUCGUAAAAUGGUGCUUCCUCAUGGGCCCCCCAAGAACUGUACCAAGGUUUUAACUGCCUGUGGUGACGAAGUAUUUCAGGGACGCUAUUACUCAUGUGAAGAAUCAAGGCCUACUUACUUAGGUGACAUGGACAUGGAAAUACAUAAUCUGGAGAAAGAUAUGGAAAAUAGAAUGGCACGGUUGUCUGCAUUUCAGGAACAAGUGCGUUCCCUUGAAAAGGAUGUCAGAGAGAAUCGAGAAACCAUUGACAGUCAUUAUCGACAUUUAAAAGAAAUCAAGAUUAAUGUCAUAAACAUCACUAAAGAAAUAAGAGACCUUGAGGAUGAAGAAGAUAGUCGGGCAAUAAGUCUCUCAGUUCUGGAAGAUGAAGCCCAAGAGUAUAACGAAGAGUUAAAACGAGUUCGGGAAAAAUUGAAAGCUCGAAACCAAGACUUGGAGAGUUUAAGGAAACCGAAGCUGGAAGCUGAAGAGAGAUUUGAAGAAUUGACAUUGAGAUGUAAUCAAGUUUCAGAAUUAAUGGAAUCCCUUAUUGAAGAACAAAACCAGACUGUUUUAGAAGUGGAAGCCAAACACCAGUCCAUGCUACAUUAUGACUGUAGGCUUAAGGAACACCUGGAUUCUCUUCAAGUGAAAAAGGAAGAGAUGGCCAUGAAAGAGAGAGAACUUGAGAGGGAAACUGCUCAGGCCAUAUAUAUCUGCCCUGAGCGUAAAAUAGUUACAAAAAGUGCCUCUGUUCUCAGCAGGGAAAUUAAUGCAUUGAAAGAGCGCAUACAAUCAGAAAACUACACUCACAGAAACCGGGAAGACGUGAUGAGGCAGUAUCAAGAAGCAAAAGAAAGAUAUCUGGAUCUUGAUGGCAAAGUGAAAAAUUUGAAGAAGCUCAUUAAAACACUGGAUAAAGUAUCAACACAGAGAUAUGAAACAUACCAGAGGGGUAGAAGGAAUCUUUCUUUACAGUGCAAGUUGUACUUUGACAGCUUGGUUGCUCAGUGGUCCUUCUGUGGGGAGAUGCGCUUCGAUCACAAGAAUGAGACUCUCGCCAUGACAGUUCAGCCUUCGGAUGCUACGUCCAGUGACUUGGGAUGUUUACCUGGAGAUAGGCAGUCUUUUUCAAAUUUUAUCUUUAUUCUUACUCUGUGGUCAGUCACAAAAUCACCCUUCAGAUGCCUGGAUGCAAUCGACGUCUACAUGGAUUGGGACAGAAGAAAACUUGCCAUGGAAAUGAUCCUUAGGAUAGCAAGUACCCAGAAUCACCACCAGUUCAUCCUGCUCACUCCUCAGUUCAUGAGGUCUCUUCUUCCAAGCCCAAUAAUUGAAAUAUUCCAGAUGCCAGACCUUAACAAAGACGAGGAAAUCCUGCCUCUCCAAGAGGUCCGUCCAGAAGUAGAAGACAAAGAAGCAGCCUGAACUUUUAAUUUAAUGUGAUUGUGUUGUCUGCUCGUUGUGGUGUUUUAUAUUUUUUAUUUCUCAAAAUGUCUACAGUACAGUGUGCAAAAUCUCCCUACUUUGGAAAAAAAUGUAAUAAUUAAAAGUACUUCAGAGUGGCAGGUUCAAGAUGGUAAAGUGGCAGGAAGUACAACAUAACACCCCCACCAGCCCUCCUCCACCAAGAUCUAGAAAUACCAGACAAAAUUCGGACCUGAAAAUCCAAGAAAAAGGCACCAGUGCCUGGCAGCUGAAGGAGAAGAGAGACAGAGACCUUUGUGGACACUGGGGAUGGGGACUUGGCUUGGGGGCAUUAUAGCCCCCAGGGACUUAAAGAGCCAAGCCUGGGCACCUGGGCAGGAAACAUCAGGUGGGGUGAAAAUAAGUUUGCUGCCCUUUUAAAUUCAGCCACUGUUUUGUGCUUAAGUAUUUCGAUGUUUGUUUUUCCUAACUUGUUUUCAAUAUUAAGAGAAGCUUCUGUGUCGUAUAUGUUGUAAACACUGUUCAUAAACAUCUGACAAAGUAUGGAAAGCCCAUAUAUGACAACCCACCAAUGGAAAAAUUUGACAAGUGACCUCACCAUUAGCUUUUGUCACCAGGUACAAAUGAAAUUAGUUGGCAAACAAUUUAGUUCCCCAGCCACGAUCCAAACUUGGGUAAAACCAGCUAAUGGUCCACAGCUAGACUUCUGAGAAGCCCACAAUCUUCACCCUGCUCUUGGGUCAAGACUGAGCCUGGCUUCUCUGUUCCCCACCCUUGAGACUCAAGCACCCACAUCAUGUUUCCUUGAAGACACUGCUGAUUGACUGACAGGGAUUUGCAGACUGGCCAGCUGACCACCAUGCUGGGAGGCAGCCGACUUCCAGUUGGGCAGAGAGAAGGAACUUUUUCAUUGAAUACCAGUUUGAGACAUACCUGCUGGCAAGCCCUGGAAAUCAGCAGAUGUGCAAGUGCUGUGAUUUCAUCAUCAGUGCCUUCGUGACUCCACCUGCUCUUCCUCGACCAUCUCUUCACAUGCCCUGCCCUGUGUUUUGCCUCACCGUACCUGCUCGCUGCCCCCUGCAACCAAGAAUGGCUUCACCCUCUGUUUGGUUGUUUGUUAUCCAGUGGUGCCUGUAAGUCCCAGUCGUGACAAGUGAGAUGCACAAAGAUAAAAACCAUUGCCAAUAUGGCAGUGGGGAACGCCACUUACUUUUAGACACCCCAGUGGAAACCGUGAGGUUAGUUCCUUUGGGCUUGCCAGAGACACAUAAGAAAACCUCAUCAGUAUACACUGGUGAUUGCUCACGUAUCACCAACAGGUAGCCAUGCCUGCCCUAAAGAAAGGCAAACGACGGAACUACAAUGCAGUGACCAUUGGAUGAAGAAUCGCAGGGCGUCAUCGGCUCGAGUGGAACAUCAUCAAGAAGCCCUGUAACAUGUUCUCUUAUACGGGUUCCUGGCCUGCUUUGCAGAGAUCCUGCAUGAGAGAACAUGGGACAAAUGGAUAGACAUUUUAAAGUGUUAAUGCUAAGGGUGAUGAGGGUACUUGUGUGUUCCACACAUUCUGACCCUAAGUGAUAGCCAAUUGUUUGCAAUUACUCUUUGGAUUGUACUUAUGAUCAUUAUAACACUCUUCAUUGACUCUCCUAGAUGGCUGUAGGGCUAGCCAGCAGCCGGAGGGUGGAUAUAGUGAGAAUAGACUCAUCCGUAUAACUGACUCCAUUUUUCAUCGAGCCUACAACUUGUGAUGAAGUGUUCUUAUGUUUGUUUUUCAGAGCUUCUCUUUUAAUGUGAAGAUAAGCAUAUCGUGGUUGGUAAACAACACGUGUGUGUUCGUAAACAACUGAUAAAUAUGUGUGACACCCCCCAUAUAGGACAGUCCACCCACCAGUGGGAAACUUGGGUAAAGGAUCUCAUGGAUUCAGAUAUCAGUCAGAUGAAACAAAUUUGGUCAGAGUUAGGACUCUGAGAAACCAUUGGAGCCCAUAGCCCUCAGCCUACUCUUGGGUUAAGACUGACCCUGGCACCCCUGUUCUCCAGACUUGAGACUCAAGUCCCACCCCCAUCCUCCCCCAACCCCCACUUCACCCCACUCAGUUGAGAACAGUGCCAACUGACUUGGAGAUUUGCCAGUCAGCCAAGCAGUCACCUUGAAAAGAAACACAACUACUGGCUGGGCACAGAGGGGACCUUGUUUCCAAGGACUGCUAUGAGACGUACUUGCUAAUAACUCAUAGUUAACAGAUUCGGUGGUUAGUUCCUAAUGGGGUUAAUGUUUGUAUUGUUUAAUUGUGAAUAUAAACUACAGAAACCUAAUGUUCAUUAAACCCAAAGAUCCAAGUUAUUGGGGCAAGAAGUCAUUAUUCCACAAAAAAAAGGGAAACUGGAAAGCAGAAACUAGGUAGAAACCAAGUUCUCACACGAUACGCCCAGAUAAGCUCCGAAGGAGAACCCACUUUAGACAUAAAUAAGCUAUAUGGGGACCACGGAAAAUGGUACGUGUCAGACCUAUGGAUAAGGGAAGAGUUCAUGAGUCAGCCAGACAGAGUGAAUCAUGGAACAUAAAAUCAUUUUGAUUGUAUUAAAAAGGGUUUGCAAAUUAGGAGGAAAUCAGGAAAAUGUGCAUCAGAUUUCACUUCCCAGAUAUAUAGGGGCACCAAGCCCAAUUUAUAAAAAGAAGCUAUUCCCCAGUUUGUAUUUAAGUCGAAGGACAAGAACAGGUAAUUUUCAGAAGUCAAAGCUAGCAGUGAUCAGGAGAAAAAUGCUCACAAUCAGUAAUGAUCACAGAAGUGCCCGUCAAAGCGAUUCUGAUUCAUGCCCAUCAGCCCAGCUGACAGGACAGAAUAGAAAACUGAUGAGCGCUGCUGGAGGGGGUACGGGAAAAUGGGUACAUUGUUCGGAACUGCCCAAAAGGCUCUAAAACUGCCCACCCCUAGACCCAGCAGUCACUACUAGGUCUGUACUCCAAGGAGAAAAAGAGCAAGGGCCUAGAGCUUUGAAAACAGAGAGCACUUUGUUUUGAAACCGAGGAGAUGCCCCCCAAUCAGGGAAUGUCUGAACGAGUUUGGUUGCUAACGACUUGGUUUUGUGUUAUAAGAAGCGAUGAAGGGAUGUUUGGGGAGAACCUGGGAAGACUGAUAUGUACUGAGGAAAAUGGCCCCCACUUUUACAGAGAGAAAACAGAGGAACCCUUGAGUGCAGAGUGAAGCAGAUUUUCUCACUUUAUUUUUCUUGCCCCUCUUCCAUGUGGUUUAUGUGGAAAUAUGUUUUGCAUGACUUUAUAUGUGUAAUGGGUAUUUUAUUUCUUGUCUCAGUGGGUGGGGGAGGGAGUAGAGGGAGGAAUUGAAAUUGGAACUGACAAUUUAAAACAAUGAAAAAACAGUUGAUAUAAACGGAUGUUUUCAUGUUCUUGAAUAAAGUGGUUGUUGUUAAGCAUCAAAAA